CCGGCCCUUUCUCCCUCUCUUUGGAAUGUGGAGAAACAAGUCCCAGCUUCUCCCGUCUUCACGCUGGUUCUGCCCUCUUUCACCUUCUCCUUUCCACCGCCAGCUGACUGGAAGAGCCUCAGCCAGGUGACCGGCUGACCAGUAUCGGCUUUCUGCAGAGAUGCUCUUAAGCUGAUCACAUGAUGAUGAACUGACCAGCCCAACUUAGCAGGGGAAGAUUGAUCCCUGGACAUGGAGCAAACUGGACACAGGCAGCACCUGUUCCUUUAAUAAGUGACGCGUUUAGCGUCAAUGACAGCCAUCAGCCAAGAGACCCUCUCUAAGUUCCACCAGGAGGGCUUCUUGGUCCUCAAACGGUUCUUCAGCCUAGAGGAAUGCAAUGCCAUGAGGGCCCAGAUCCGAAAGAUAGUCGCAUCUAUGGACGUGCCGGCCCACUGCCGCACGGAGUUUUCAACCCAGGAGUCAGAACAGCUCCAGGCACAGGGGUCUGCCGAAUAUUUCCUCAACAGUGGAGACAAAAUCAGAUUCUUUUUCGAAAAAGGUGUUUUUGAUGAAAAAGGGGACUUUCUCGUUGCAAAGGAGAAAUCGGUCAACAAAAUUGGUCACGCACUGCAUGCCUACGAUCCGGUCUUCAAGCAAAUGACCCACGCAGUCAAGGUGCAGGCUUUGGCAAGAAAUUUGGGUCUGGAAAAUCCUGUGGUGGUGCAAAGCAUGUACAUCUUCAAGUCUCCCCCCCCCCUCAUUUUACAGCAACCGGGCAUUGGUGGGGAAGUGACCCCACACCAGGAUGCGACUUUCUUGCACACAACCCCUUUGGGCAAAGUGAUGGGCCUCUGGGUCGCUCUGGAAAACGCCACCCAAGAAAACGGCUGUUUGUGGUUCAUUCCCGGCUCUCACACAACUGGCAUCACGCGGCAGAUGGUCCGAACUCCCCCUGGGACGAUUCCUUGCACCGAUUUCGUGGGCACAGAGCGAACGUAUGACGACUGCCAGUUUGUCCCUGUGCCAGCGGGCAAAGGGGACCUAGUCCUCAUCCACGGCGAGGUGGUGCACAAGAGUGAAGCGAACUAUUCUGAAGAGUCCCGCGAGGCUUACACCUUCCACCUGAUGGAGGACAAGGAUGCUGUUUGGAGCGCCGAGAACUGGCUUCAACCAACUCUGGAGCUGCCUUUCCCAUCGCUCUACACGUGCAACUAAAUCCGCAGAAUCUCUCUUUUGGGACCCCCACCCCUCUCGGGGAACCGGCGGGGGCUGAUCUUCGGCUCUGCAUCUGUAACUGGGGAAUUUCAUCUCUGAAUCCGCUGAGUCUGCUCAGGAGAGCAUGGGUGUGGAAUUAAAGCAUCAGUUCGUGACCAAGGAAAGUCGGACUGUUCUUGCUCAGCAAUGAUCCGGCACAGGGACGUUGUGACGGGAAAGGAGGCAUGCAGGGAACAAGCACUGCUCCUGGCUUCUGAGAGGAGAGGCGAGUUAGAAAUGCAAUAAAAUGUGGACUGGAAUUCCAACUAUU
Molecule: messenger RNA, 1507 nt
Organism: Crotalus tigris (Tiger rattlesnake)
Lineage: Eukaryota; Metazoa; Chordata; Lepidosauria; Squamata; Viperidae
Gene: PHYHD1
Product: phytanoyl-CoA dioxygenase domain containing 1
Exons: 12
Coding region: 292-1197 (301 amino acids)
Source: RefSeq, a predicted model, not a curated record